UCUGCCUUAUUAGCCAAUAGAUUAAUGUGGACAUGAGUUUAAAGGCAGUGCUGUUUAGAGAUCUGCUUAUCUUUGCAGGUCACAAUGGAUCGAGGAGUAUUGAGAGUGAUUUUGUUGGCCGUUUUUCUCAUUUCUGCCACUUCAGAUCCUGUUAAGAAGAAACCAAAAGUGGAUAUUUACAGUUUUAACAUUAACUCUACUGUGACCAGUCGCUACGCCACCACAAUCAUCACAAGCCGUGUGGCAAACAGACUUAAUGAAUCUCAGGAGAUCUUCUUUGAAGUGAAGAUACCCAAGAAUGCCUUCAUCAGCAAAUUCAGAAUGACUAUAGAUGGAAAGAGCUAUGAUGGAGUUGUGAAGGAGAAAGCAGACGCGCAGCAGCAGUACAGUCAAGCAGUUUCACGAGGACAAAGUGCUGGACUCAUCAAGUCUGUUGGAAGGACUUUAGAAGAAUUUAAAACAUCAGUGAAUGUGGCCGCUCUCAGUAAAGUCACAUUUGAGUUAACAUAUGAGGAACUGCUAACGCGUCGCCUUGGCAAAUAUGAGCUGCUCAUCAAUGCACAACCAAUGCAGACGGUGGCAGAUUUUAAGAUUAAUGUACACAUCCAUGAGAAACCAGGAAUUUCCUUCUUGGAAGUGAAAGGAGAUCUGAGCACCAAUGAUCUGGCCAAUGCCAUCAAAACCACCAGAGCUGACAAAGAUGCAUGGGUGACCUUUUUCCCCACUCGAGAUCAGCAGAGAAGUUGCAAAAACUGUGAUAAAAAUGGGUUGAAAGGAGACCUGCUCAUUACAUACGAUGUUGAAAGACAAAAUCCUAAUGGAGAAAUGACAGUAUCAAACGGAUAUUUUGUGCACAACUUUGCACCCUCAAGUCUUCCACGCAUUUCCAAAAAUGUAGUGUUUAUCAUUGACCGAAGUGGCUCUAUGCGCGGCAAAAAAAUCGAGCAGACGCGUUUGGCACUGCUGAGGAUUUUGAGUGAUCUUUCUGAGGACGAUCACUUUGGAUUGAUCACCUUUGACCAUCAAAUUGAACUCUGGAAGCGUGAACUCCUUAAAGCUACUGAGGCAAACCUGGAUGAUGCAAAAUCUUUCGUGAAGAACAUUGAGGACCACGGAUCCACAGACAUAAACGCUGCAGUGCUGGAAGGAGUAAAGAUGAUCAAUCGGCACCCACAAGAGGGAACGGCCUCGAUCUUAAUUCUACUGACUGAUGGAGAUCCCACAACAGGUGAAACCAACACAGAGAGGAUUAUGUCUAAUGUGAGAAAGGCCAUUGAGUCAAAGUUUCCCCUCUAUUGUCUUGGUUUCGGAUAUGAUGUGAAUUUUGAUUUCCUAACAAAAAUGUCACUGGAAAAUAAUGGAGUUGCUCGCAGAAUAUAUGAGGAUUCUGAUGCCGAUCUACAGCUGCAGGGCUUUUAUGAUGAAGUUGCCGUCCCACUCCUAACUGAUAUUCAACUUAACUACAUAGGAGUCUCAAAUCUUACCCAGAACAAUUUUGCCCUGUACUUCAACGGCUCUGAAAUUGUGGUAUCCGGACAAAUUACAGACAACAAUGUGGAGAGCAUCAGCACUGAAGUCAUCGCAAUAUCAAAAGGCAAUAAGGUGACGUACCAUGAUGCUGUUAUAACAAAAGAUGUAACUGAUGUCUUAUCUGAACAUGAAGAUUUUAUGGAAAGACUGUGGGCCUACCUUACAGUGAAACAACUUCUGGACAAACAGGUUCUUCUUGAAGGUGCAGAACAAGAGGCUGUAAAGAAUGAAUCUCUCAAACUUUCACUCAAAUAUCAGUUUGUUACACCUCUCACAUCUAUGGUUGUUACCAAGCCACAGGAAGGUGACGUGGAGAUUGCAGACAAACCUAAAGAGGGAAAAGAAUCACACAGACCUUCAGUUUCUAGUACAUCAAGAAGCCAUAAGAUACUUUCAGGAACACCAUCACGUAGAGUGAUGUCAUCUAGUCGAGCUGUUUCAGAUAGACCUCCAAUACUUCACAAACUUUCUAGAGGAAGCCAUAUGAUACAUUCAGGAGCACCACUUUUAACAAGUUAUAACGUGCUGUCAUCUAGUCACCGUCCAGCUGUUUCAGAUAGAACGGCAGUAUUUCAAUCUAAAGGAGACGUUCCUUCAGAUCCCCCGAUUUGGACUGGUGUCUGCAAGGAGGAUGACAUUCUUUUUUACAGCCAAAGGGUUGUGGAUCAUACAUUUCGUUUUGCAGCUGGAUAUAACAGUAAUCGUUUUUUGCUGCCUGCUGAUGGUCAGUCUAAACCACUUUGUUUUGAUGUUCUUCUUCAUCACAAACUCAGACUGUUGGAGGAUUCCUCUAGAGAGUUUUAUAUGAAUGGAGAAUCGCAGACAACUAAAACAGGAUUUUCAAAAAUUGCCUUUCAUUAUAAAAAGACCCAUAAUCUCACAAUAACCACAAACUCCAUCAGUUACCGUAAUGACAAGGACAAUGUUGAUUUACUGUGGGGCGAGAACUUUACCCUACCUAACACUGAUGGCGUGGAUCUGAUCAUAACAUGCAAUAAAAUCAAUGUUAGCAUGGGGGAUUUCAGUGUCUCCGUUCUUCUUCAUAAGAAUGAUGGGGGUGUGUAUCUAUGGCCUGCUGUUCAACUAUAUCCACAAGAUGGCAGCCCAACAGGCAUUUUUGGCAAAUACAAUAUUUCAUAUGAAAAGACUCAAGAAUCCAACAAUCCAACUCUAAAGAUUAUGGACAAGAAUGUGAAUGCAACUUGGGCCCAUGUGAAAGACUUCACAAAGCAUUCAAUUCCUAAUGUCAGAUGUUGGCUUGUGCCGUUCGAUGAUGUGAUGAACAGAAAAAUAUCUGAUUUCAUUGUUCCUCAGAUAUAGAGUUCAAAGCAAAAAAAUUGUAUCAUCUGAUAUAUUUUGAUGGUUCAUUUAUUCUUUCAAGUAAAUGCUUAAGUGGUUGAAUCACCAAAUUUAAUAAAGCACAUUACAAGUGA
Paramisgurnus dabryanus is the source of this 2963-nucleotide messenger RNA. RefSeq names its product inter-alpha-trypsin inhibitor heavy chain H3-like. Lineage: Eukaryota; Metazoa; Chordata; Actinopteri; Cypriniformes; Cobitidae. The record is from RefSeq and is a predicted model, not a curated record.